Messenger RNA from Rhinichthys klamathensis goyatoka, 2033 nucleotides. RefSeq names its product protein-L-isoaspartate (D-aspartate) O-methyltransferase domain containing 2a (gene pcmtd2a). NCBI's taxonomy places the organism in Eukaryota, Metazoa, Chordata, Actinopteri, Cypriniformes, Leuciscidae. The transcript is spliced from 6 exons. The record is from RefSeq and is a predicted model, not a curated record. Gene Ontology annotation, biological process: protein modification process. Gene Ontology annotation, cellular component: cytoplasm. Bases 317 to 1450 code for a protein of 377 amino acids. Gene Ontology annotation, molecular function: protein-L-isoaspartate (D-aspartate) O-methyltransferase activity.
UUCUGUUUGUGGGCUUGACGUCACGGAGUCAGCUGGCCAAUGUUUACAUCCAGCGCAGCUCGCAGUGAACGUCUAUGUGGAGAAACCGAGACAUAGAAACAACAGGAGACUAUUAACUUGAAUUAACUCGAAUGGACAUCAUCACCGGACCAUAGAUACGUGUCUCAGUGUCAGACGCGGUUCAGCUCGGUCGACUGUAAAGUCGUCGGGGUGUUUCCCGUGACGAGUUUCUCCCCAAAAUCCAGUCCAUCCCCAUUUCUCCUUUCCUUUGUCUUCAUUUUUGCCUACUUUUUGCAGCCCCAAACAAAGAGCCAACAUGGGAGGUGCGGUCAGUGCUGGGGAGGACAAUGACGAGUUGAUUGACAACCUGAAAGAAGCCCAAUACAUUCGCUCUGAUCUGGUCGAACAUGCCUUCAGAGCCAUUGAUCGUGCUGACUACUAUCUGGAAGAAUUCCGCGACAGUGCCUACAAGGAUUUGGCCUGGAGACACGGCAACAUCCACCUUUCUGCACCCUGUAUCUACUCUGAGGUGAUGGAGGCUUUAUACCUGCAGCCUGGCCUGUCUUUUUUAAACCUAGGCAGUGGCACAGGCUACCUCAGCACCAUGGUGGGACUUAUACUGGGGCCAUUUGGUGUGAAUCAUGGAGUUGAAUUGCAUGAAGAUGUUAUAGAAUAUGCUUAUCAGAAGCUGGACUUCUUCAUCAAGACGAAUGAAAGUUUUGACAGGUUUGAGUUCUGUGAGCCCUCCUUUGUAGUGGGCAACUGUCUGGAAAUUGCUCCAGAAAGUAGGCAGUAUGACAGAGUUUAUUGUGGUGCAGGGGUCCAGAGGGAACAUGAAGACUACAUGAAGAAGUUGUUGAAGGUCGGGGGAAUCUUAGUACUGCCACUGGAAGAAAAGCUCACUAAAAUAACUCGGACAGGAUAUAACACAUGGGAAACAAGAAAGAUAAUUGCUGUGUCCUUCGCACCACUUGUGCUCCCUAAACAUAGGGAAAAUGGCAAACCAAGAGCAGUGUCCCUACCUGCCAUGUUCGAGGUGCGAAGUCUUCAGGAUUUGGCCCGCAUCACCAUCCGUCACAUUCUAAAGAGAUCUGGGUCUGGAUCCUUGCCACUACCCCAGAGAACUGGAUUGAAGCGAAGAAAUCACUUUAAACAGAAACGUGAGCACCGUGACACCCCUCUUCUGACCAAUAGUUAUUUGUUCAUGAGUCGCUUAAUUCCCGGGCCCAUGGACAACAACAACAACCAGUCAUCCACAGACAAUGAGGAUGAAGAUGAAGACUGCAGUAGGGUUUGUGAGCAACUAGAGGAUAAAGAAGAGAAUGAGAGGAGGAAGGAGGGCAGUGUUUUGGUGAUAGAGACUCCAGUAAACCUCUUAAGGGAGAGGAUCCUCAGCCUGCCUUUGCCAGAGCCUCUCAAGAUGUAUCUUCUUCAUUACAGAGAGAAGUAGACCUCUGCUUUCAGUGCAUAGUCUGUAAUAGACUACUCACAGCUACCUAUCACUGUUACUUUAAGAGUCCAUGGCUCUUUAGUUACUCACUUUCACAUUAUCCUGGCGAUCUUUCUCAUAGAAUUGCACCACUCUUUUUUUCUGCCAAGUUAGUUGAGGGGAAACUAUGAGGGGAAAUGAAGUCUCAUUUGGAUCCACCAAAGUUUAAAGUCUGGAUUCAUGGUCUACGAUGCUAACCAUCAACAUGGAAACAAGAAACAGAGUGAAAAUUAAUUGAUUAAUCUAAGUUUCAUGUAAUUUGUGGAGUGACUUUUUCAAAUGAAGACAAGACCAGUGGCUAACAAUUUACUAAAUCAUAAAUGCAGUGUAGUCUCACUUGUUUUGUGUGUGUUAUAUACCAUCUAGUUUCAGUUCUUAGAUUUACUAUGAAAAGUGAAAAUCUAAAUAUUCUGGUGUAUGGAUUUGUUACAAAUGUCUAAUUGUGUGAAGAUACAAAGGCACGUUUAAAAAAUGUGAUUGUCCAACAAUCUCUGUAGUAAAGUUUUUGGAAAUUUCAAGAUAAAAGACUUUGAUUUUCUAAGGU